AUUUAAGGGUUAAAGGAGGCCAUCUGACGGGUUAAUUCUCAUAUCUGCCACAUGGUGGGCCCCUGCCUGUCCCGGUCUUUGUCUCGGUAGUCUAACAGCAGAUCCGUCAGUCUGCUGGCCCACACGGACCCACUCACACGCACCGAGUCUCCACGCAGCUCUGCAGAUCCUGCAACCACAUCGGCAUCAUGGGAAAAGGCUGUUUGACCGCCACCAAGUACUUCCUGUUUCUCUUCAACCUCAUCUUCUUUCUGUGUGGGGCUCUCAUCUUGGGUUUUGGACUCUGGCUCCUCUUGGACAAUCAGAGCUUCAUCGUCGUCCUCAAUAACUCCAUGGCUGUAAAGGUGGCUUGUUACAUCCUGAUCGGAGUCGGAGCGUUCUCCAUGCUCAUGGGCUUCCUGGGCUGUUUGGGGGCCAUUUAUGAGAUCCGCUGUCUGCUCGGCCUGUACUUCACCUGUCUCCUCCUCAUCCUCAUCGCUCAGAUCGCAGCCGGCGCGCUCAUCUACUUCCAGAAGGAUGUGGUGCACGAGGAGAUGUCAAAGAUCAUCACUAAGGUUCUGGAUAAUUAUCCUGGGAACAACUCGACCACAGAACAGGCCUGGGACUUUAUCCAGAGGAAUAUGGAGUGCUGCGGUUGGAGCGGCCGGACAGACUGGGACGGUAACAUGGUGAUAGUGAACAGCUCUCAGCUUUUGUUUCCGUGUUCCUGUCAGAAUAUCUCUCUGUCUCCUGGAAACUUCUCUGACAGCGGUUUCUGUGAGGCUCAGACGCCCGACUGGCCUGUCUAUGACACGGGCUGUGCUGAGAGCGUGGAGAGCUGGCUGCUCACAAACAUCGGGGUCGUCCUCGGGAUCUGCCUCGGAGUCGCUCUUAUUGAGCUGCUGGGGAUGAUCCUGUCUCUGUGUCUGUGCAGAAACAUCCACACAGAGGACUACACCAAAGUGCCAAAGUACUGAAGCUUCCAGGAGACACUUUGACCAUGAAAAACAAGAGGGAAAUAGUUGAAAUAAUGUUUUUUACCCAUCCUGUAUUUAGUGAAGCUUUUUGUCCAAAUGUAAAAUAAUGUUUGCUUUGAAUUUUAUUAGAUUUUCUCUUUCUGAGGUACUUCUUCCAUCACCCUUUAGGGGUUAUUUACUCCUCACAUGAAAUGCCUGAUUUGGAUAUUCAGAUACCAGGGGCCUCUACUUUUGUCCGCAUCUAUAAAUCUUCACCCUGGGUGAAGGUGAACAACAGGAGUGUUUUUUAAAUAUUGUUAAUGUGUAGGAAAGGCCAAAACACGGAUAAAACCCAUCUGGAGACACAAAUACCCAUCUGAGCGUGGACUAGGCCUCAGCCUUACCCUGGUUUAUCUAGGCCCUUAGAAUCUGGUGGUCAGAAUGAAUAAGGGUGAAUUAGCCAUGAGCUAAGAGGCUAGCAGUGCCUCUUUAACAGCUUUUCUCCCUCAUGUUGUUACAAACUUUCUUUUAUGGGAUAGACUAUAUGUUUAUAAACUGUUAAGCUAAUAAAUCAUGUGGGGUACUUGGGCCUAGACUAACCUGCAUGCAAAAGGCAAGGAUGGAAUGUCUUAUAAGCUAAAAAGGAUGACAUCAUCUUUUUAGAGACUAUUGUAGGCUUUAGAGGAUGGCAUCAUGAAAGGCAGAGGAUGGAAUUUUGGUGAAGCUGGGGAUGUUGGGGCCUUUUUUGGCAACUUAUGGAGAGUUUUCCACAAGUUGCCAACAAAGGACAGUCAGCAUGAGGGAAAGAUAGUUGGUAUUUAUGUUCUAAUGUGCCGGAGAGUCUGCUGAGGAUCACAUCUGUUGACAGGGCGGUCUUGAUUGCGUGCUGCUACGUGUUGCAUCUUCAUAGCCAAUCCAGUCCAGAUGAGGACAUCCCAGACCACCUCCGUACGCCGCUUGAGCCUUUAGAUAUCAAACCGUUUUCAGAACACUCUGAGGUCUGAGGUCGUCACUUGGUAUCUGAACGCCUGAAUGUUAAUGUGAUAUGUAAACGCCCCCUGAUCGUCAGCCCAGUUUCUUUGGAGCACUUUAGAGCUGAAAAUGUUUAGAAGAGGAAGAUGUUUGAGAAGUGAUAGAGAGGAAAUGUUAAAGACCACUGGAUUCCUCUGAGCCUCAUCGCUUCAUUGUUUGAAGUUUCCCUUAAAAAUCUGACCUGGAAUCGUCUUUAAUGACAGAAACUGAGCUGAAAACUGGAAAAACUCCUCCAGAAUAAUGUUUUUUAUUUUUAUACACCAGCGUUUGAGUUGUUGUGAAAUGUUUUUAGUACUUUGUAAAUAAUUUUAGUCAUUCUUUGUGUGAAUUUAAACCGAAGCGUACUGCCAGUGUUUCCUCGAGCAGCUGGUCUCUCCUUUUUAAACGUCUUUUUCACAUUUUUUUCAUGUCGUCUUCACUUGAACAUGUCCGGAUUGUGUUCUGGAAAUAAUGGAAAUAAUAAUAAUGAGGUACUAAAGAGGAACAUUUUGAUGGUACUGUUCCACUCUUUGGUUUAUAAGAUUUAGUUUUUUACCCACUUUAACAUGAACGGUGCAGUGCUUGAGGAGUGCAUUCUUUAUUUUAACCACUUAAUGAGAAGAAAAGUGAAUAUUCUGGAGCAGGAAUAAUAUUUUUCUUUGGGGGGGAUCAAUCUGGAAAUGUGUUUAUAGACAAAAAGAUGAAAUUGAUUUUAACUUCGAUUGAGGAUGUUGUUUUUAUAAUGUACAAAUCCACCGUCCUGUUGUUGCUCUUCUGUACAGUCUGUAUGAAACUCUCUGUUAACCUUUAAAAUAUAACUUUACGUAUUCUUCCUUUAUAACUAGAUGAAUAUCUGUUAAACAGCUGGAUACGUCCAUGUGUACUCACAACUUUCCAUUUCUUUUAUUUGACAAUAAAUUCAUUACACUCC
Messenger RNA from Cheilinus undulatus (humphead wrasse), 2877 nucleotides. Its product is annotated as CD82 antigen-like. Lineage: Eukaryota; Metazoa; Chordata; Actinopteri; Labriformes; Labridae. The transcript is spliced from 9 exons. The record is from RefSeq and is a predicted model, not a curated record. Gene Ontology annotation, cellular component: membrane. The coding region runs from base 189 to 956 and encodes 255 amino acids.